ACCAUGGAUAGUAUUUCGUACAUUUUAUACAUGUAGUACUUUCGUCCUGCACUCCAAUUUCUUAUAAUCGAUAUAUUUUUCUGAACUUGAACUGAACCAAAUUCAUUUACAGACUCAACAAAAAGAAAAAAAAUGGCAAGCGAAUGUUUUAACGAAGACGAACUGAUCCUGAUCCCAUACGACAGGAGUAACCUAUGGAAGAAAAAGUUGAAACCUGUCAUCGCAACCAUGAAAAUAUGGGGAUUUUAUAUGAAUGGCAAUUUAUGCCAGUCCGUUUGGUCCAAGCUGAUCUUCAUCUAUAUGCACAUUUACAUUAUUUAUAUGAUUAUUUUCACUUCGAAAUUAAUAUAUUUUAAAGAAUCUUUUUGGAUCGCAAUUAGCAACAUCAUAUACUUGAUUAUCGCCUCCAUUGUAUUGUUAUCUCACUAUAAAAUGAACCUGUUUGUGCACCGAUUGAACCAUUCGUUCUCGAAUAUAAGUAAUCAUAAUUUUCUAGAAUUUGCGGAUUAUAGAGUUAGUUUAAGAGAUAAAUUUCGCAUGAUGAUGUUUUGGCUCUUCUGUAUAUCCUGCACUUUCUAUAUCGUAUGGGAUUUCUUGAAAGGUGGGUUGAAUAAUUAUUACGAGUUUAAACUCUUUGGAUUGGACCCAAAUAUAUUCCCCAAAGUCAUAGCCUACGGUAUCGCUAUAUUCAUAGAAUUAAGUUUCGCGCUAACGUUCAAAGCGGGUGAGAAACUCAUGUGUUUCUACUUCUCUUCCAUAUGCCGUUUCGUGUCUUUCGAAUUUACUUCUCUCAAGUGUUCGGUCUCUCAAAUAUCUUCCAGCUGGAACAGAGAUCCUGGAAGACAAAAAUUACUACUCAGCAUGGACCGAUACAUGGACUUAUGCGAUGUCGUAGGGCUCAUCGAUUUAGUUAUGUCUCCCUUACUGUUUCUAUUAUCCAUGUCCUUAGCGCUGCAAAUCAUUUACGAUGGUAAUUAUAUAUGCAAAGCUGUAAAUUUCUGCAGCGAUCCCUGUUACUGUAUUCAAUAUUUUGUAGACUUUUUGAUGAUUAUUAUAGCAUUCAUCGAUGUGUUUAUGUCAAGUUCUUCCAUAACUAUGGAAGCUCAAGAAAUGAGUCCCGUUAUUUACAAAAUUGCCAGCUCUCAGGAAUGUCAUGGCAAGGAUCAUCUCAGAUCGAGAAUUGGGUUGUGGUAUUGGAAAAUUAUAACGGAUCCUCCCAAAAUUAGCGGUUUUGGAACUUUUGGCAUCAACAGAAGUUGUUUACUAAAUAUUUUAGGCGUCGUAAUUACAUUCGUUGUCAUCAUGUAUGAAUUAGCAUAGAUUUAUUUAAAUCGAAAAAAAAAUAAUUAUUAUUAAAAAUUGAAAUUGUAUAUAUUUAGGGGGUCCUUCUCUUCAUCACCUAUUAAAAUCCUGAAUAAAUUAUUACUGUUGGUUUAAAUGACAUACUUUCUUAUAUGUAAGUUUUAAGGAAAUGAUUGUUAUUAACACUACAAAUUAAUUAUAUUAAGACAUUUGUAAUAUAGUGUAUCAUUAAGUUAUGCUAAUAUUUAAAUUAUAGAAAAAUUAUUAUUCGUAUGUACCUGUAUGUACACCAUACUGUAUACCAUACUGUUUACAUAUUUUUGCUUCGAAAC
Molecule: messenger RNA, 1634 nt
Organism: Centruroides sculpturatus (bark scorpion)
Lineage: Eukaryota; Metazoa; Arthropoda; Arachnida; Scorpiones; Buthidae
Exons: 2
Coding region: 133-1320 (395 amino acids)
Biological process (GO): sensory perception of taste
Cellular component (GO): neuronal cell body; dendrite; axon
Source: RefSeq, a predicted model, not a curated record